AUGAGUGAAAUCAAAACUACCGAUCCAACAGCCACGGAGGCUGGCGAGGAAAAGGACUGGGCAGCAGCAAAAGCCUUUUUUGACAGUUUAAAAACAAAGAAACCUAGACCCGUAAGUGAUACAUUCGCAUUUCUUGUUUGUCUUUUGCAGAUAAAAUAAGUGGCAAUACGGGUAUAUUAGCCUAUUGUUGCUAAUCUUGUAUCGUCAUUUUUUUUUACUAUUCUUGUUUUCCAAAUAGCCCAAACCCCAGUAUGCCGUUACUAUCGCCGUCUCCUCUCGCACCCUGUUCAACAUGGUUGCAGAGAGUAAGAUCUACAAAGAAGACGGGGUCGAGACGUAUGUGGCCUAUCAACAGGAGCACGACAAUGAGCCGCUCAUGCCAGGGGUGGCGUUUCCUCUAGUGAAGGUAGGUUAAUUCAGAGAGGGAUUGAAGGAUAUGGCCUACCUGCAUGUCUGUGCGUGGAAGAGGCAGAGGGUGCCUUUACAAAAGAAAGAUUGCAGUAAAAGUGCAGUAACUGCAGUCGACUGUGGUGUUUUGGACGCAGUGAUUGCAGAACUGCAGUUACACUGCAAAAUGACUGCAGUAAAAAAAGUUAUUUUGGACGCAGUAUUUGCAGCAUCCUGCAGUUAUACUGCAUUCUAAGUACAGUGUACUGCAGCUAUACUGCACUCUAACUGCAAUAUUUUCUGUAAAGGUGGGGUAGCCCAAUAAUGGACUAAAGGAGCCUAACAUUACUCGUUAUGGUCCAAGGACCUUACAUUUUUCUAUUUAUAGGCAAAUUGGCUCUGGCAGCAAAAACAGCCAAAUACUUAAUUUAAACGCAAAUCGAUUCUCAAUUGCAGUGAGGUUCUAGAAACAAAGUCCUCUACUUUCAUAUCACAUCAAAAUAAUUUCACAAAUGCAAAAUAUACACUUACUGUACACCAGUGGCGGUUAGUGCCUUUCAAGAUUAGGAAGGACGACUGUUUUAUUUUUUAUGAGCAUGGCCUUAUUUAUAUUCCAUUCACCCAGCUCAAUGUAACAUCGAUAGGUUUAGGCUACUACAUGAUACUCGAAUUUGGUGCACAACAGUUGUCUGUGACCAGGUGCAAAAACCUCCAAGUCAAACCUUCAUAUCCGCUACACAGCCUACAUCGUUACCAUAUUAACGUUAUAGUCAACAAACUAAAACUAACGCAUUAGUAAACCCACAAUACAAUCCAUGUGUACAAUCACGCAGUACAGCAAGCAGUUUAGCAGUUACAACGGUGGCCCCGGUGACAAUAAAUGAAUACAACUGAAAGCUUACCUUGACUUGGAAGUUUUGCAGUGUUGGAUAGGCUUAGCCAGCUAGCUAGCAUAAAUAGCAUUCCUCUCUGAGGCAGGUUGUUGAGUAGGUUGAAUUAGCUGCAUUAGCUAACUAAGUGAAGGGUAAACUCGGAAGGAAAAAAAUACAAUGAAAUAUAGCUAGCUCUCUGUUGCGUUUCCUUAAUUUUUGAAGAAAUUAAUUUGUUAAACUGUUCAACUAUUGAGUCAACUACACACCACACUUUAUGCACUGCAGUAAUAGCUAGCUGUAGCUUAUGCUUUCAGUACUAGAUUAAUUAUCAGAUUCUUUGAUUGGAUGGACAAGAUGUUAGUUCAUACUGCAAGAGCUCUGAUAGGUUGGAGGACGUCCUCCGAAAGUCGUCAUAAUUACUGUAUAAGUCUAUGAGAGGGGGUGGGAACUAGGGGUGUGAACGUUAAAAUGUUUAAACCAAAAAAAUAGGAUCCUUUAACAUUAAGAAAAAUCAUUUUUUUAAAAUCACAUUGCAGCUGGCUGGCCUGCUCUUUCUCUUUGCUAAUGAUUUGUGUGUCUUCAGUCUUUUACGUGUAGAAUAUCCUUGUCUAUUGAUUGAUGAUAUGCCCUUCUUUACUGAAGUUGCCAGAUACAACUUGAUUGCCGAUAGAUAGGCCUAGUGCAUGGUUCUGACUCCGUCUACCUGGUGGCCGACCUACCUAUACUGUGCCCCUCCCCUCUCUCUCCAACCCUUGGUAGCUCGCUAUGAAAGAUGCAAGUGUUUGUUUUCGGAAGUAUGGCAACUAAUCAGUCUCCUCGUUCCAAAAUUACUGAAUUUUAGGAGUUCAUUCCUAGUGGAAGAUGUUUUCUUUCUACUAAAAUGUCACGGUAUUUAGAUUUUUUUUGUUGGGAGAGUGGUCUGCGCGCAGGCAGCUCAAGUUUAUUUGAUUGACAAUUCUGGUCGCCUAGUGAUGGAUGUUAAGCGGCAUUCCUUUACAGACAUGUAAAAUGCCUGUUCAGUAGCAAUUCGGUUUUUAAAAAGUACCCUUACAGACAAACAAACAUGCUGUAGCCAAGGUGCAUUCAAGGGUAUAUGACUGCGGUAGAUAUACAAUGCAUUCGGAAAGUAUUCAGACCCCUUCACUUUUUCCAAAAAAUUUUAUGUUACAGCCUUAUUCUAAAAUAGAUUACAUUUGUUUUUGUUCCUCAUCAAUUUACACACUAUACUAUAAUGACAAAGAAAAAAACAGGUUUUUAGAAAUGUUUGCUAAAAAAAUAAAACUAACAUUUACAUAAGUAUUCAGACCCUUUACUCAGUACUUUGUUGAAGCGCCUUUGGCAGCGAUUACAUCCUCAAGUCUUCUUGGGUGUGACACUACAAGCUUGGCACACCUGUAUUUGGGUAGUUUCUCCCGUCCUUCUCUGCAGAUCCUCUCAAGCUCUGUCAGGUUGGAUGGGGAGCGACGCUCCACAGCUACUUUCAAGUCUUUCCAGAGAUGUUCGAUCGGGUUCAAGUCCGUGCUCUGGCUGGGCCACUCGAGGACACUCAGAGACUUGUCCCGAAGCAAUUCCUGCGUUGUCUUGGCUGUGUGCUUAGGGUCGUUGUCCUGUUGGAAGGUGAACCUUUGCCCCAGUCUGAGGUCCUGAGCGUUCUGGAGCAGGUUUUCAUCAAGGAUCUCUCUGUACUUUUCUCAGUUCAUCUUUCCCUCAAUCCUGAGUAGUCUCCCUGCCGCUGAAAAACAUCCCCACAGCAUGAUGCUGCCACACCAUGCUUCACCAUAGGGAUGGUGCCAGGUUUCCUCCAGACAUGAUGCUUGGCAUUCAGGCCAAAGAGUUUAAUCUUGGUUUCAUCAGACCAGAGAAUCGUGCUUCUGAUGGUCUGAGAGUCCAUUAGGUGCCUUUUGGCAAACUCCAAGCGGGCUGUCGUGCUUUUUACUAAGUAGUGACUUCCGUCUGGCCGCUCUACCAUAAAGGCCUGAUUGGUGGAGUGCUGCAGAGAUGGUUGUCCUUCUGGAAGGUUCUCCCAUUUCCACAGAGGAACUCUGGAGCUCUGUCAGAACCAUUGGGUUCUUGGUCACCUACCUGACCAAGGCCGUUCUCCCCCGAUUGCUCAGUUUGGCCGGGCGGCCAGCUCUAGGAAGUGUCUUGGGGGUUCCAAACUUCUUCCAUUUUUAAGAAUGAUGGAGGCCACUGUUCUUGGGGACCUUCAAUGCUUCAGAAAUAUUUUGGUACCCUUCCCCAGAUCUGUGCCUUGACACAAUCUUGUCUCUGAGCUCUACGGACAAUUCCUUCGACCUCAUGGCUUGGUUUUUACUCUGACAUGCACUGUCAACUGUGGGACCUUAUAUAGACAGGUGUGUGUGCCUUUCCAAAUAAUGUCCAAGCAAUUGAAUUUACCACAGGUGGACUCCAAUCAAGUUGUAGAAACAUGAUCAAUGGAAACAGGGUGCACCUGAGCUCAAUUUUGAGUCUCAUAGUAAAGGAUCUGAAUACUUAUGUAAAUAAGGUAUUUCUGUUUUAUUUGUAAGAAAAAUAAAAAAUCUAAACAUCUGUUUUUGCUCCUUCAUGUUUAAAAUUGGUCAUUUGUCACAUCCUUAGUGAGAACCAUGAGCCCCCCAAGGUUUUGUAUUGAAGUCAAUGUACCCAGAGGAGGACGGAAAAUGGCUGUCCUCCGGCUACUCCAUGGUGCUGUUGAGGCUACUGUAGUCCUUCAAUGCAAAACAGUAUUUUAAUCAGUUAUUUGGUGACGUGAAUAUAUUUACUGUAUCUAAAAUUGAUAACUUAAAAAAAAUACACACUAUUGAAACAUUUCUGAAAUUCACUGAGUAGGAUGGUAUUUCCUGUCCUCCUCUGCUGUACAAUGUUUUAACACAGUUGCAGCCAACAGUAUUUUUCAGUGACAACACGUUUGUGGCGUCCUCGGAGACGCAGAUAGCUAAUUAGCACGGGUAGUCGACUCUGUCUUCCGUCUGUUGUCUGUAAACAAGCUCUGUAAAAUGGAAAUAUGUCCAUGUGGGGGAGUCUUAACCCUAUAAAGGUGUUUUAGGAAUUUAACCUUAACAUUUUUAUAAUAAUGAUAAUUCUUGCUGAUAUGAAAUAUACGUUCUUUGUUUCCAAAGCCAUACCGCAAGCGAUCCGUGCUAACGUUUAGAGCUAGCAUCAGGGCUGUUAACAACUCCCCCAGCCAGAAGAUACUAUUGUCAAUAGGCACUAAAGGUUAUUAGUGUCUAUGAAUGCGCUGGGAUUGCCUUACAACUAUAUAUAAAUUCCUUAUUGUAGGUGAAGGAGAAACCUCACUCAAUAUUGCCAUUGUCUUGAGGCCUAGCUGAAAUGUGUGUAAUGCAUCCAGAAUAGGUUUUUGCUCAGAAUUACAAUAGCCAAUGUUGUUUACCACUGUUACAUUUUUACAUUUACAUUUUAGUCAUUUAGCAGACGCUCUUAUCCAGAGCGACUUACAGGAGCAAUUAGGGUUAAGUGCCUUGCUCAAGGGCACAUUUACGUCAUUUAGCAGACGCUCUUAUCCAGAGCGACUUACAAAUUGGUGCAUUCACCCUAUAGCCAGUUGGAAAACCACUUUACACUUUUUUUUUCUAUGCAUGGAUGCCAUUGUGGCAGGUUAAUCUGGUUCUUCUACUAUAAUGGUAGCAGCCACAGGAGUCAAAAUUAUAUGACCAUUAGACCAUGUUUGAAUCAAUAGCUGAAUGACAAAUGUUUAACUCGAGGGAAGACCUCUUGUAAUAACAUUUAUAGUUGGGUGGAUUUCUGUUGGGUGGAUUGUUGCACAAUUGCUGUUAUACUAAUCUAUAAUGAGCCUUUUAGCUAAUCAGUGGGCAAGGCCAGCCCCCCUGCCAAGAUGGGCCAGCCUGUUUUUCUGGUAGGCUGAGGUCAUGCAAACUCAUAUUCAAAGUGAAACAGGGCUUCAGCAAAGAUACUUGUUCUGACACUGUCAUCAGUUAGACAACAUCAUGGAUUGUAAAAAACUGAAAGGAUGGGUGUCACUGCUUAUAAACUUGGAGCACAUUCCACAUUGUCAUCUCACUCAAAACAUCCUAUUUUUUUGGGCAGCUAAAACCAUGAUUUGGACAAACAGUAAAGUGCAUUUGCCUCACGAUUCCUGUAAUGAAACUGAGCACCCUGGCCCUGUGCCUGUUUCACAGGGACCUGCUGCUGUAAUGAGCAAGCCACUCUCCUCUUCCCCCAUGCGCUUGAGAGAGAAAUGUGGUCUAAUCGUUUAACAUUUCAAAAUGCAAUUGCGGGAAAUCACCGCUUUGGAAGUUUAGUCUCUUUGUCCCGUUUGAAGAGUGGAGGGCCUCAGCUUUCUCAAUAGUCAGCUCAAUAGUUUUACAACCAAGAUAUUUGAUAUUGCUUUGAGAUAUGGAGCGGCGUGCGGCGAAAUGCACACCGGCCUUUGCGAGGGUAUAGGCCGAUAGGUCUCAUGGGUAGUAGCCUACAACUGCAACAUGUUUUUAGGACAUAAAAUGUACUGUUGGUUGAAUACAUGGCUACUAGCAGUGGGUAUUAUAUUUAGAGUUAUCGAUCUAGUUAAUGUGUUUUGAGUUUCCACUUCCUCGUGUUGUAUCCCAAAUUUAAUUAGCCUAAUGAUAUUCAAGGUGCACAUAAAGAUGUAUCUCUAUUGAACAAAAAAAUUCUGGAGUCCUAUUUUGACAGUAAAAUAUAACAAAUAUAGUCUUAAUUGUCAUCCCAUAAUUCAUGACAAUCACUGGGUUAGGUUGCACAAAAUGUAUUGAGUCAUGCAUUCCUGCUUGUACGUGUUAGAUGAAACAACUUAGUCUGUCUAUUUAUUACACUUCUUAAUAAAGCACUAUGAAUGACUUCAUAAAAUGAUUACUCGUAAUUUGGGGGGCUGGUGCCAACAACUGUAAAAGUUAGUAGCACCAGUGACACCAGGGGAAAAUGUUAGCCUGGAGCCCUGUAAUAGUAACUGACCUAGAGACUGCUGCCCUAUGUACAUAGUCAUUGAACACUGGUCACUUUAAUAAUAUUUACAUACUGUUUUACCUACUUUGUGUGUAUACUGUAUUCUAGUCAAGGCUCAUCCUAUAUAACUACUGCUGUACACACCUUUUCUAUUCAUACAUUUUCCAUUAUGUCUAUACACACCAUCAUAUAAACUCAGCAAAACAAGAAAUGUCCCUUUUUCAGGACCCUGUCUUUCAAAGAUAAUUUGUAAAAAUCCAAAUAACUUCACAGAUCUCAAUUGUAAAGGGUUUAAACACUGUUUCGCAUGCUUGUUCAAUGAACCAUAAACAAUUAAUGAACAUGCACGUGUGGAACGGUCGUUAAGACACUAACAGCUUACAGACGGUAGGCAAUUAAGGUCACAGUUAUGAAAACUUAGGACACUAAAGAGGCCUUUCUACUGACCUGCUCAUCUGCGUGAACGUGCCUUAGGCAUGCUGCAAGGAGGCAUGAGGACUGCAGAUGUGGCCAGGGCAAUAAAUUGCAAUGUCCGUACUGUGAGACGCCUAAGACAGCGCUACAGGGAGACAGGACAGACAGCUGAUCGUCCUCGCAGUGGCAGACCACAUGUAACAACACCUGCACAGGAUUGGUACAUCCGAACAUCACACCUGUGGGACAGGUACAGGAUGGCAACAACAACUGCCCGAGUUAUACCAGGAACGCACAAUCCCUCCAUCAGUGCUCAGACUUUCCGCAAUAGGCUCAGAGAGGCUGGACUGAGGGCUUGUAGGCCUGUUGUAAGGCAGGUCCUCACCAGACAUCACCGGCAACAACGUCGCCUAUGGGCACAAACCCACCGUCGGGACUGGCAAAAAGUGCUCUUCACUGACGAGUCGCGGUUUUGUCUCACCAGGGGUGAUGGUCGGAUUCGCGUUUAUCGUUUAAGAAAUGAGCGUUACACCGAGGCCUGUACUCUGGAGCGGGAUCAAUUUGGAGGUGGAGGGUCCGUCAUGGUCUGGGGCGGUGUGUCACAGCAUCAUCGGACUGAGCUUGUUGUCAUUGCAGGCAAUCUCAACGCUGUGCGUUACAGGGAAGACAUCCUCCUCCCUCAUGUGGUACCCUUUCUGCAGGCUCAUCCUGACAUGACCCUCCAGCAUGACAAUGCCACCAGCCAUACUGCUCGUUCUGUGCGUGAUUUCCUGCAAGACAGGAAUGUCAGUGUUCUUCCAUUGCUAGCGAAGAGCUCAGAUCUCAAUCCCAUUGGGCACGUCUGGGACCUGUUGGAUCGGUGUUAUGUGAAUUAUUUAACAAACUAUUUUAGUGUCUCUGUGCGUCUCCCAAAAGGUUGUAAGUCUUUUGGGAUUUAAGUAACGGCCAGAGUCCCGGUCUGCAUUGUCAGAGAUAUUUAUUCAUUGAGAAUUCUGCCAUCACAAUUUCAGAGUCCAUCUUUUAUACUCAUACAAAAAGAAAUCCCUUCCCUCUGUAGGCGGGCUGUAGUUUUCCACUCUAAAACUGCUCUACUGACCUUCAGUUCACACACACACACACAUGCAUACACACAUGCAUACACACACACACACACACACACAUAUCCUACUCCCUGCUUUACUCAGUUAUUGCCGUUCUCACAAUAUUCUGCACCAUGUUUUCAUAACAGUUUCUCCCCUCCCUAAAUUGGGAGGCCUCUUUAUCUUAGUUUCUCAGUUGUCUUUGUUGUCUGGCCUAACUCUUACUCACAUUGCUAAAUAGUGGCUCAAUGCCAUAGCCUUUACUGGUCCUACACUCACACAUUUCUAACACAUUAUACACAGUUUCAGGGUGUAAUAAUUAGUCAUUAAUAAUUAAUCUAUCAAUCGGAGGGUGAGGGCUAGGGCCAUCCCCCCUCAGAAAUGUCCGGGAACUUGCAAGUGCCUUGUGGAAGAGUGGGGUAACAUCUCACAGCAAGAACUGGCAAAUCUGGUGCAGUCCAUGAGGAGGAGAUGCACCGCAGUACUUAAUGUAGCUGGUGGCCACACCAGAUACUGACUGUUACUUUUGAUUUUGACCCCCCUUUUUUUCAGGGACACAUUCCAUUUCUGCUAGUCACAUGUCUGUGGAACUUGUUCAGUUUAUGUCUCAGUUGUUGACUCUUGUUAUGUUCAUGCAAAUAUUUACACAUGUUAAGUUUGCUGAAAAUAAACGCAGUUGACAGUGAGAGGACGUUUUCUUUAUAUGUAUAUUCCGUCUAUCUAAUAACUCUAUAUUAAAUUCCUUUAUUUUUAUUUAGGGGAUUUGUGUGUUUUUUUUGUAUUGUUCGCUAUUAUUAAUAUCACUACUGCACUGUUGGCGCUAGAAACAUCAUUUCGCUACACCCACGAUAACAUCUGCAAAAUGUCUAUGCGGCCAAUAACAUUUGAAGGUAUGUGUUGAUUCAGGAGAACAUAUAUAUGACGGGCACUAAUUAGCAAUAUAGGCUAAGUUGCUAGCUUGGCUUUUAUAACGUGGAAUGUUUAAGCAGACAGAACAGAACAAAAGCAGCACAGAGUGACACCAGCGAAGAUGCUGAGACAAACAAAAUGGUUAGAGAAGAGGCACAGUUAUAGUGGUGAGUUGUCUCCAGUGGUGUUUUUACAUAUUUGUUUUAAACAUGAGCUGGUUAAAAAAGAGGACCAUGUCUCGCCAAUCACUGGUACAGAAAAUGGUUGAGAAAUGCUGUACUUUACUGCCAAUGUUAUGUCAGCACUACUGCCUGUGUGUAGGGUCAGGGUGAAGGGUGCAUCAAUGGUUGGUGGUAUCAUGAUGGUGGGAGGGAUGGUGGUGUACGCAGCGAUGUGGAUAAUGCCAGGGCUGAAUUCUUGUCCCAGUCCGCCCCUGUGCAUUUAUCAGUGCAUUUGUGCACACCCUGCAGGCUCUGAUGUCUGUGAACGCACGGCUGAGGCAGCUCUACCCCGACAGCGAAGAGCUGUUUGACAUCGUCCUGAUGACUAAUAACCACGCCCAGGUCGGAGUGCGCCUCAUCAACAGCAUCAACCACUACGGUUCGUGGUCGACACGCUCAGCCAUGCCUACUACAGUGCUAUAAGCAGAGAAAUACAAUGACCAGUAAUUGGAGUAAUUAUAUUUCUAUGGUUAUAAGACGCGCUUAUUGUGAGCUGCAUUUCAUUGAAUGAUGGGUAUUUUUGACCAAAUAUGUUUUUAGUGGUUGUAUGCAUGUUUUGCAUGGAUGUUAGUGGCAAUCUUUGGCUACCAGCCUGAUGAUACCAUCACAUUUGUAUGGGGUUCUGAUACGUUUUUGUUUUUCACUCUACCUGACAGAUUUAACCAUUGAGAGGUUCUGUAUGACGGGAGGGCAAAGCCCCAUUGGCUAUCUGAAGGCCUAUCUGACCAACCUGUACCUCUCCAAGGAUGGAGAGAAAGUCAUGGAGGCCAUUGAGGAGGGUAGUUGAAAAUGCUGCUUUCCUUUGUCCUCUAGGGAUUAAACUGGUUUAGGUUAGCAUGGAUGCUAAAUUGGUAACAGAGUAAAAAACUGUAGAUGUACAUUGUGGUAACACUUUUUAUAGGUAUGAUAUAGCCUACAUAUAUGAUACCGUUGUAAUGCAUUUUUAAGACUUAUGAGCAUGUAUAAGCCCCUUUUUUAUAAUGUCUUUAUAAAUAGGCAUUGCAGCAGCGACCAUGUUUGCAUCUGGAGAUGUGGAGAACAAGCUUUCCGACACACAGCUGAAAGUUGCCUUUGACGGGGAUGCUGUCCUCUUCUCUGAUGAGUCGGAGAUCAUCGUGAAACAACACGGCCUGGACACGUUCUUUGAGCAUGAGAAGGAGUUUGAGAACAAACCUCUUGCACAGGUGUUCAUGAGAGUAUAUGCCUCCUAUUUUAUGUUAGCUUUUGACAUGAUUCCAAAUGUUCUUUCUUUGGGUAAUACUUUAUUUGGAGUCUCCCUAUAGAGGGUUAUAGAUGUUCAACUUACUAUCAACAAACUUUUUAACUAACACACCCACUUACCCUAAUCCUAGACCUUAACAAGUUGUUGCAUAUCAUCCGUGGCUGUUGAUAGUUUGAGCAUUUAAAGACCAUCUAUAAUAGGGGACUAUCCAAAUAAAGUGGAACCCAUUGAUGUAUUUGCUUUAAUAAAAAAUGUAAUAAUACUAUGCUAACCCUAUGUCUCAUUCACUCAGGGUCCCUUAAAGUGUUUCCUGGAGGCGCUGGGGAAGCUCCAGAGGAAGUUCUACGCCAAGAACGAGCGUAUGACCUGCCCCAUUCGUACCUACCUAGUAACAUCCCGCAGCGCAGCCAGCUCAGGGGCCCGCGUCCUCAAGACCCUCAGGAGCUGGGGCCUGGAGAUCGACGAGGCCCUGUUCCUAGCCGGGGCCCCUAAAGGGCCCCUCCUGCAGAAGAUCCGUCCCCACAUCUUCUUUGAUGACCAGAUGUUCCACAUCGAGGGGGCCAAGGAGCUGGGUACUAUCACGGCACACGUGCCUUAUGGGAUUGGACAGAAGUACCACAAGGAGAAACUUAGUGAGCAGCCUGCCAAAGACACAAAGUAG
Molecule: messenger RNA, 10703 nt
Organism: Coregonus sp. 'balchen'
Lineage: Eukaryota; Metazoa; Chordata; Actinopteri; Salmoniformes; Salmonidae
Source: the annotation of a GenBank genome assembly